Pezoporus flaviventris is the source of this 1538-nucleotide messenger RNA. Its product is annotated as ubiquitin carboxyl-terminal hydrolase 42-like. The record is from RefSeq and is a predicted model, not a curated record. NCBI's taxonomy places the organism in Eukaryota, Metazoa, Chordata, Aves, Psittaciformes, Psittacidae.
UUUAGGGGAACUUUUUCAAGUGAAAAAUGUGUUUUUGUUUUGUGCAGUGUCCCUGCACCUCAGAAGUCUGAGGGUGAUCGUCUUAUGGAAACCGUAGUGACGGAAACAGUGUUUGUCUAUGAACAAUCCAGGAUGCCUCUUUCCGACCUUGGCUGUGAGGUUGAGAGUCCUUUUACUGUAUCAGACUCUGAAACCACUGAAACCAUUGCUACCGAAGACGUUGCUGAAAGUGUGAUAACAAAUGCUGAUAACGUGCAUCCCAGUAUCAGCGGUCAGCACAAGGUCAGGAAAAUAUCCUUGGAUACUGAAGAUGAAUACCUUGGGCAUUGUGAGUCUGAAGAAAGUAGAGACAAAGACAAACCAGGAAGACCAAAAGAACCUGUACUCUUUGCAAAAGGAGAUCCUUCGUAUAUGAAAGGGUCUCCCGAGAGUGAAGAGAAAUUAUGGCAAGCUUCCUCUGUGAAGUCUGACAUUGAAUGUAGUCCUAAAAAAAUUGUAUGUCUAGGUGUUACAGAUAAAUGCCAAGAUACAAAGGACAUUUCUAAUAACUAUGUAGAGGUACCACCUGUUAAUGACUCUUCUAUUCCAAAGCUGGAUAAAGUUCUGGAGAGUCAAUUCCCCAGACAAAAUGAGGGGCUGAAUAAUAAAAAAUGCAAAGAGGAUAAUAGGCAAAAAUACGAGGAGAAGGUACAGGACUCCAAAAAAACUGACAAAGAGCACUACCGAAAGAAGAGACAAUACUCUGACAGUAAAGACCGGAAGCAAAGCAGGAGCAAAGCGGAUGAUCGUUCCUACAAAAGGAGGCGCUCUUGCAGCAUGGAAACAAAUAAGCAAUAUCAUCAUAAGCAGGAUUAUUGCAAUGAAGGCAAGUACAGACCUUCCCAUCAUGAAAGAAACAGUCCAAAUAAUGGCAAAAGCUCAGGAAAAUACUCUCGUUAUAAAUCCCGAAGCAGAGAAAGAACGGAACAAGACAGGAAUAAGUAUUACCAUUCCAAAGGAGAGAGGACUUGGAACAGGGAAAGAUACUACCAAGAUGAAUUACGGAGAUGGGAAAAAUGCAGAUAUUACAAGGAUUAUUACUCUGUUCAUGGAACAGGUGAUGGUAGAGAGAGGAAGUCCUCUCAUUUUGAUAAAGCCUUUGACAAAUUGAGUCAAUUCUACAAAUCACGUAGGGAUUAUCACUGCAAGAGCAGAUGGGCUCACAACACUCACUCCAGAGAGGAAGGAGCCCAUCACUUGAGUAGCCACAGAGAGAACUUCCGUCACUGUUCAGUACCUCAGCAGUCUGAAAAACACUCUCGGGAAGGGCACGCACCUCCACCUGCCUCAGCUCAUGCACGAUUUGACAACUCUUUCUGGGAAAAUGAGAAACUGAGGCUUGGCAAGAGGAAAUACGGCGAUGCAGAAGGAAGCGAAGCUGAAGUGGGAAAGAAACGCCGCAAGAUAGAUGACCAAAGAAAGAAAAAGAAGGUCAAGAAGAAAAUGAAGUCCAAAGAAAAAUAUCAAGAGAAGGAUUACAAGUAAGCAGGGAUUCCAGC